AUGAAGUGGCUCGCACUCAGCCUUGCCCUCGCCGGGCACUCCCAGGCGGCGCUGCGCUUCGGGUGCUCGACGGUGAGCAUCCAGCGCCUCGAUCCCCUCGUCGAGCCGGGCAAGAUCCCCUCGUCGCACGUGCACCAGAUCGUGGGCGGCAACAGCUUCAACGCCACGAUGGAGGGCGAUAGGUCCGAGCACGCCACCUGCACGACCUGCACCUUCUCGGAGAACUUCUCCAACUACUGGACUGCCGUCAUGUUCUUCAAGCACAGCAACGGCUCGUACAAGCGGGUGCCCCUGAUGCAGAACACGGCCCUGCCCAACGGCAUCAACGGCGGCAUGACCAUCUACUACACCCAGCAGGACUUCUUUUCCAACGGCAACCAGAAGAUCACUGCCUUCAAGCCUGGCUUCCGCAUGACGGUCGGCAGCCCGACGAACACGGGCGACCAGGGCAACCCGGGCUUGCGGUUCGUCUGCCUGCAAAACAAGGGCACCCGCUUCCCCGAACUCCCCACCUUCCCUAGCCAGCCCUGCCCGGGUGGCAUCAUGACGGUGCACCACUUCCCAGCCUGCUGGGACGGCAAGAACCUCGACUCGCCCGACCACCAGUCGCACAUGUACAACACGGUGCGCGAGGCCUUCACGCCGGCGGGCGCGUGUCCGGCGUCGCACCCGGUGCGGAUGCCGCAGCUGGCGUUCGAGACCCUCUGGGACACGACGCAGUUCAACAGCAUGUGGCCGGCGGACGGGUCGAACCCGUUCGUGCUCAGCUACGGCGACGGCGUCGGCUACGGCACCCACGCCGACUACGUCUUCGGCUGGAAGGGCGACGCCCUGCAGCGCGCCAUGGACUCCAACUGCAUGUUCAACGCGUGCGAGAACGGAAACCCGCUCCAGAGCCAGAGCGUCCAGCAGAUGAACGCGUGCACUGUCAAGAGCCAGGUGACCGAGGAGCUCGAUGGCUGGCUGGAUCAUCUCCCCGGUCAGGAGAACAUGGGCAACAUGUAA
Thermothelomyces thermophilus ATCC 42464 is the source of this 1005-nucleotide messenger RNA. RefSeq lists its product as uncharacterized. The record is from RefSeq and is a predicted model, not a curated record. NCBI's taxonomy places the organism in Eukaryota, Fungi, Ascomycota, Sordariomycetes, Sordariales, Chaetomiaceae. The transcript has 4 exons. Bases 1 to 1005 code for a protein of 334 amino acids.